Messenger RNA from Ixodes scapularis (black-legged tick), 1075 nucleotides. RefSeq names its product zinc finger protein 316. The transcript has 3 exons. Lineage: Eukaryota; Metazoa; Arthropoda; Arachnida; Ixodida; Ixodidae. Gene Ontology annotation, cellular component: nucleus. The record is from RefSeq and is a predicted model, not a curated record. Gene Ontology annotation, molecular function: DNA-binding transcription factor activity, RNA polymerase II-specific; RNA polymerase II transcription regulatory region sequence-specific DNA binding. The coding region runs from base 118 to 951 and encodes 277 amino acids. Gene Ontology annotation, biological process: regulation of transcription by RNA polymerase II.
UGGCGCAUCUUGGCGGAACUUUCUCCGAAGACAUUAUACGCCUUUUCGUCGGCUCUUCAAGAUUCUACUUGGACAGGAGGCAUGGGUCCCCGUCUCUAGGGAGCCUUCAAGCGCCACAUGAAGGCACCCUACCCGUCUAGACCUACCAAGAAAAUGGAUGGAUCGUCCGAUGAAUCGACUCACGAGGUGUCCGAUGAGAGCAAGGUCAACAGCCGUAAUCUGCAGUGCGACGGACUGGGUUGCAACUAUCGCACCAACCGGAUCAGCGACCUGAAGCGACACGUCAGUGACAAACACGAUGCCCUCACCAAGCCGCAGAUCUGUUGCGGUCAGGAGCUCAAGGAUAGAUGGUCCUUGGACCUGCAUCGAGACCUGGUACACCGCAGGGCCGGCAUCGGUCCCCCGACGUACAAAUGUCCGCUGUGCGCGAGCAGGUUCCCCAGGAAGAGCCUUCUUGUUCGCCAUAUGUGCGUGCACAAUGGCAAGAAGCUGUUGUUCCGCUGCGACAUCUGUGCCUACGGCACGAGCCACAAGAGCAACCUGAAGUACCACAAGGCUACCAGGCAUGACACCAUGGAGAAUGACUCCGGCAUCGGGACGGGCCACAGUGAUCACUCCAGGCCCGGCUCAGCAGGGAGCGGAAUCGACGUCCCAGAUGACCACGGAUGCGGCAAAGCUGGGCCCAUACGCGGACCCCCGGGUAACGGGAGCAUCUCCGCCCUAGACCUGCAAGAGGCCGGCCCGAGCGGUAUCCAAGGAAAGCCACCAGCAGCGCGGGCCAUGGUCCCCCGGAGCCCGGGUCGUCCGAUCUCACUGCCCGAGUCGCCGCCCACAGCCCGAGACGACGACGACGACGAAGACCCUGCGUUCAUGCAGAGAGGCCGCGAUGGCGCUGCUCAUGCUGAGCACGCCGUUUGUCCUUCCCAAGGUCCACGAGGGACGGCGGGAUGAGUGACUGGUGUUGACGACCAUAUGCUUAUCUUCUUGUAUCCCAAUGGUUUUCGUUUCCUUCGGAUUUUUUUUUCUUUUAUGGGAUAUUUUUAAAUGUAAAAAGAAAUAAAUAUGUAUAUUUGUA